GCGGGGUAUAUAAAGGGGCUGAGGCCAGUCGUGUGCCAAGCUCACUUGCUCACACGAGCUGAUUUCAGCAAAAUCAAGACAAGACGCGUGCCUGUUCCUCAACUUUUGAAGUUUCUUGGACUUUGCUUCCUUUGAAGGAACUUACACAUUUCCAUCCACGUGUUUGCGACUUGCUUCCCAGAUUAAACACAAUGUGCUCCACCAUGGAAAGCAUCUACUCUGACUUGGACAGCUCUAGCUACGACCAGUCCUUUUCCAUCACAGACGAUGAAGACUCCCGCUGCAGCAUGAUCACCGCCUCCCCUUCCUCAUCCCUCGGCCAGCCUUGCUCUCCGGCGGUGAGCCAGGAGACAGCCGUCCCGGCGCAGCAGGAGAAGAAGAGGCGGAGGGGCCGGGGUAAGGGCGAUGGCGCCCUGCACACCGUCAAGAAGAACAGACGGGUGAAGGCGAACGACCGGGAGAGAAACAGGAUGCACAGUCUGAACGACGCACUAGACAGCCUCAGGUGCGUUCUCCCCGCCUUCCCGGACGAUACCAAGCUCACUAAGAUUGAGACCCUGCGCUUUGCACACAACUACAUCUGGGCGCUGUCAGAGACCAUUAGAAUAGCGGACCUGGAGAGAACGGGCGAGGCGUCCACGAUGCUCCCUGCAGGGCUGAGCCGGGUUGCAGAUGCCUCGAGCCCGGGCAGCGAUGCCUGCUCGUGGAUGUCCAGUGGCUCUUCCUCGUCAUCUCCAUCCUACGGCCUCUCUAACCCCAGCAGCCCCGCUACAUCGGAGGACUAUGGAUUUGUACAGGCGGACAGCCUCUACCACAACUACCACAACUUCGUAACAGGCAUCUACUGCCAGAAUUAGUACCGACAAUAAUAAUAAUAAUAAUAAUAAUAAUAAUAAUAAUAAUAAUAAUAAUAAUAAUAAUAAUAAUAUUUUUUAUUAAAAAUGACAAUGUUGCUCAAGCUAAUGUGACCUCCUAUAAUCACAGCAUGCAUGGACAUGGGCGUGAAGAAUAUAUUCACUACAUUUACUCAGCUCAUGCAUUUGACAAAAAGUAAGUAAGAGAGGCACGUUAUGCAGACUCUAUUCACUGUUUGCCUUAUCUAUUCCCUCAGUUCUGUUUUGCAAUUUGCUGAAAGUGAACUUGUUUUGUAUUAGAUACCGUUCUUAUUUUUUUAUCUCGCAGAUUAACUUUCUUGUAACUUGCAGAUGGGAUCUUUUGAUAAAAGAAAAAGUCUAUUGUAACGUGAGGGGGGGGGGGUCCUUUUCUUUUCCCAUGUUCUCUCUUUUUUUUAUCUCACUCUACUCAUCACUAAAAAAAACUCCUCUCCACCCUGCUUCAAAUCCUGACCCCAACCUCCAUUAAAAUAAAAUUAGAAUUCAAAAAGAGAAAAGACAGAUUUGCUUCUGCGGGCGAGGUGAAAAGUCAAUUUUACAAUUUGUAGAAUGAUAAUGAAGAAAAAACGAGCGUGGAAAUUCGGUUUGAACGCUCUGACAAUAGACUGAAUAGGUUUCAAUAGAAAGCACACGGAUCUCGUCUUAUGCGUUAUGCAUUCUGACCUCCAGAACACUGCUGUCCUGCUGCCAGAAGCACUCAGUCCUAAGGCUUUUUGGUCAACUUGCAAGUUAUUUGUUAAUUUAUUCAACGUGUUGCAUUCAUAUGAAGAUGUCAUUUUUUUAUUGUAUAUAAAGAGAUUUAUUCUAUUAUGUAUUUACUUUAAAUUUUAAUGCUGGUGUACCCAAACAUCAUUUUUUUUGUUUUUGUACAAAUAAAACUAUAACGUUUUUU
This is a messenger RNA of Acipenser ruthenus (sterlet), 1785 nucleotides long. Its product is annotated as neurogenin-1-like. Lineage: Eukaryota; Metazoa; Chordata; Actinopteri; Acipenseriformes; Acipenseridae. The record is from RefSeq and is a predicted model, not a curated record. Bases 192 to 857 code for a protein of 221 amino acids. The transcript is spliced from 2 exons. Gene Ontology annotation, molecular function: protein dimerization activity.